Molecule: messenger RNA, 2739 nt
Organism: Calypte anna (Anna's hummingbird)
Lineage: Eukaryota; Metazoa; Chordata; Aves; Apodiformes; Trochilidae
Gene: MIEF2
Product: mitochondrial elongation factor 2
Exons: 4
Coding region: 99-1475 (458 amino acids)
Biological process (GO): positive regulation of mitochondrial fission; mitochondrion organization
Cellular component (GO): mitochondrial outer membrane
Source: RefSeq, a predicted model, not a curated record
UCCGGUGCGGCGGGGGGGGCUGCGGGGGCUCCGCUCCUGCGCUUGAGCGGUCGGGGCAGGAGGCGGCCGCCGGCCGUGCCGCUGUCCGGCGGGCCGCCAUGGAGUUCACCCGCCGGCGGGGCAGGCGGCAGGAGGACAGCGGGCUGGGCAGUGUCCUCGACCUGCUCUUGGCCAACGCCAGGCUGGUGCUGGGGGUCACCGGGGCUGCCGUGCUCGCCAUCGCCACGUUGGCCGUCAAGAGGCUGAUCGACCGAGCCACCAGCCCUCGAGAUGAAGGCGACCCCAAAGCUGAGCAGAAGACCCUGGAGGAGAGCUGGCAGGACCUGGCCUUGAUCAAAGCAACUCCAAAACCCCCCAAGAAGCAGAGAAGGGAAGACCUCAGCAAACCUCUGCUCUCUCCAGCUCAGCCACCAGUGCCAGAGCCCAAAGGCUGUCCUGUUCCUCUGGAAACUCCUCGGGUUGAAUCCAUCCCUCCUCGCUGCCUCACGCUGCAGGAGAAGCUCCUCUCCCACUACAGCACCCACCUGGCUGUGCCUGAGGCCCAAGUGUCCCUCGCCCUGCAGCUGACCAGGAGCAUCUGUGUCCAACUGCAGAAAUUCCUGCGGAACAAAUGCCCAGAGCUGCCCUUUGGCAGCCUCUUCCUCAGUGGCCCCCUGCUCGAUGGCCUCGGGGCUCUCACAGCUGACCACAUCCACCUCAUGCUGCCGGUGGUCCUUGAUUCCGUGCUCUGGAGCCUCAUCCCAGGGGAGGACACGGUGGUGAGGAACCCCCAGUACUGGAUGAUCAAGAGGACUGAUCUGCAGUAUUUCCCUCGUGGGUGCAGCCCCUGGGAUAGGUUCAUCGUGGGCCAGUACCUCUCGUCCAAUGCGCUGGGUGAGACCCUCCACAAGAUGCUGGUGGCCUCCAUCAACUGGCCUGCCAUCGGCAGCCUGCUGGGCUGUGUCAUCCACCCUCUGGUGGCCUCCCAGGAGCUGAAGCUGGAAGUCAAACACGACGAGGUCGAGCUGAACGUCACGCUCUUCCCAGUGGUAGAAAUGGAGAACAAGGUUCUCCUGGCUGUUCCUCCUGAAGGGUUGGUGGAAAACCUCUGGCUCGAGAGUUUUUACAGGGCAGAGGUCUGGAAGGUGAAGGAACUGGAUGCUGGUGACUGCGGGGCACGGCAGCGCUGCCUCCGCAUCCUGAACGGUGUCUGCAAGAGCCAUCCCGCCCUGCGCAAACUGAGUGGCAGCCCCUUGACACAUGUUGUCCUUCACCUCAGUGCCACCACUUCAGACUGGGCAGAAGAAAGCCUUGCUGAGAGGUUCCAGCAGGUGCUGGAAGAGCUGGUGGGUUACCUGGAGAAAGGGGUCCUGCCUUCCUACUUCAACCACAAAAUCAACCUUUUCUGCCAGCUGUUGGAAGAGGAAGUUGAUGAGAUGGGCUUCGUGCUCUACAGGGCCAUAUCUGAGCCAGAGCUCCUGCUGAAGGAGAAAUGAGUGUGUUGGGAGCUCUUGAAUAUGGCGUGUUCCUCACCCAUCUCCUGCUCCCUGCUGUGAGGUUUUUGAUGCUUCUAGUUGACUGGUCAGAAAGAGGCAACGUUCUUGCACUUUACUGGGGAAAAAAACCCCAAAACUUCCUGUUUGAAUGAAAUGUGCCUGUGCCAAGGUGGGGGUUGGCUCUAGUUGUGUGCAGCUCACACCUUGAUUGAUUAUCUACAGGUCAGUCCCACCCUCUGGGUGCUGGGAGCUGACAUGAAGCAUGUUUGGUCUCUGGUUCCCAGUGUCCUCUGCCUGUCCCAGCCUGCUGUCACUGUGGUCAGGUUCCCCUUGUGCUGAGAACAUCUGGAGCUGGAGGGGAGCAGUUUCUUGCUGCUGCUGUGUCCUGCAGACCCCUCAGCCAGUUUUUGGGACAGGGUAGGAGCCUCAUCUAUCUGCAGGAUGCUGCCCAAGGGAUGAGCUGGGUGAUUGUCUGGGCACUUCAAGGUACAGCUGUAGAGAAGGAGGCUGCAGCUUGUCCCUUUCAGCUGCUGGGAGGGGGGAGCUCAGCCCCACCUCUUUGCUGGUACCGGUUCUGCCCUGAGGAAGGGAUGUGUUUCAGGGAUGGGGCUCUGUGGGCCUUGUCCCACAGCAGUGUUUUGCUGGAAGGUGUCCUCAAAAAGAGAGCUGCUGACUCCUUGGAGUUGUCCCCUCGGUGGAGGCUGGGGCAGGGCUGUGUGUCCCCUCCCCAGUGGGUGGUUGUUGCCAUCUGUGGGACUGCCCCAAACCCAGUGUCCCCUCCCUGGCUGUCCAGUGAUGGUUUCACACAUGUAUUGCUGCUAUCUUCAGGUUCUGUUCCCCUAAAGCCCUGUGGCAUGGGGUUGGAAAGUAGGACAGGAAUGAUGCUCUGAGCUGAAUGGUUGCAAGAGCUGAAGUGAUUUGUGCUUUUUAUUAAGAAGAUAUUUUGCUUGGGGGUUUUGUUUUGUGUUUUUUUGUUUUGAGUGGCUGCUAGUAGGCUCUGGUUCUGGCUGUAGUGCCAGGGCAAAGGAAUAUAUUCUUAAAUGUAAUGGGAAGAGCUGUUUUUGCACACUGAUGGAGCUGGAGAAAUCCUGUGGACUUCAGUGUGAGCAGCUGUCAUGGUUUGGUUUUCUUUACAGCUGUCAUCUUGGUUUGGGGAGGGGAAAAACAACCUGUGCUUUUCCUCCCAGUCUGUAGAUCAUUUAGUUUGUUCCUCCAAACCACUUCCCAGGUGUCUGCAAUAAUAAACCUCCCCUGUGUAUAUGGC